This is a messenger RNA of Silurus meridionalis, 1757 nucleotides long. RefSeq lists its product as uncharacterized. Bases 113 to 742 code for a protein of 209 amino acids. The record is from RefSeq and is a predicted model, not a curated record. Lineage: Eukaryota; Metazoa; Chordata; Actinopteri; Siluriformes; Siluridae. The transcript is spliced from 7 exons.
UCAGGUUUCAGAUCCACUUUCCUGUUUACACUACAGCAUUUCACCUGUGAGCUGAACUGAAAGGUGGAGGAGAAGUGAUGAGACACGGCGACCUACAGAGCUUUACCUAAUCAUGCAGCCACCAAGGGAACAUCGUAAAGGGUCCAGUUGCAAAGCACACAAGCACUGGAAUGAGGUGAAAACAUUUGAGUCAGAGAGAGAGUUCUACCUUGAACAGACAUUAGAAGACCCUUGCCUGCCACAGGACACACACCUCUGCACACAGACUGGAGCCAGCGACCACAAAUCUGACACCUCAGAAGAUGGGACCAAAUCUUUUCCAGAAUUCAUAGAUGGUCUCAUCACUUCUCUCCAUCCUCUCAGGAUCCACAGCAGCUCGUCUGAGCCACCUCGAGUCCCAACGCUGCAGGAGUGUGAAGUCAUCAUACGGCAGUUGUAUAAUGCCAACAGUCUUCAGUCUCAGGAGAUUCUCCGCAUCAAGGCCAUCCUCAGGGACAUCGUUUUCAACCGGAAAAUCACCCCAGAGAACUACAUUAUGGCCAAAGCCUAUCUCUGUGAUGAGAAAAGCAGAGCUGAGGAACCAGAGAUGUUUCCAAAGCUUCCUUUUCGAUCCCUGCCCAAAGGACUGGCAGUGUGUCCGGCCAACAUGGCAGAAAGAGUGAUCCUUCCUUCACUCAAACAGAGCUUCAGCAGGAGAACUCGCGCUGUACAAAGGAGCCGCUUAUGGAGAAAAACUACUUAAAAAAACUUGACCCAGUUAUUUGCUCAAUUGUAAUUGAUCACAAAUAAUAUAUAGAUAAAACUUUUCAGAUACCUGACUAUAAGAUUGGUAAUUUUUAAACAUCCCAUUCUACAUUUAGGUUGUUGUAAUAACCACCGCUCUUCUGUGAAAAUGUUUCAUUAGAUUAUAGAUUGUGGUUGUAGGUUUGUGCUCGUUCAGCCACAAGUGUGUAAAUAAAGUCAGGUACUGUUGUAAGGUGAGGAGGCCUAGGGUGCAGUCAGCAUUCCAGUUCAUCCCAAAGGUGUUUAAUUGGGUUUAGAUCAGAGUGAAUCUCCUAGGGAAGGGAAAAUUUAAUUCCACCGCAUCCAAAGACAUCAUACACAAUCGUGUGCCUCUGUCUUUGUGGGCACAGAUUGGGGAAUAACAACAUAUUAGGACGCCUGACUUUUCCAGCCAUAUUUCUGUCCAUAUGAUACAUUUGUGUUUCCAGAAUUAACUUGUUUUAUAAACAGAACCAUUAACAAAAAAACCCCAUAUAAAAUCCAAACUAAAUCCAACAAUUACCAGAUUUCACCAGCAAGGGGCGAUCAACUACAAAAAUGUAAAAACACCUGAAAGCUCUUUGUUUUUAAAAACAAAGAAUUUCAGGGCAUUUAGUUUUUUAAACAAUCUUUGUCAUUGAUGCUAAGAUGUAUAUUUAAAAUGACAAGGCAUUUCAUUUAAUCUGCAGUAAUUCAGUACAAAUUACAGGUAAAAUUGUCCAGUUUAUUUAAGGGUUAAAACUUAAAAAUCUUUAUAAUUCUUGUUAUCCAGCAUGUACAGCGAUUGAUUAUUUUAACUAAGAAAUGUUUUUCCAUUUUCUAUGCAUAAAGCAGUUACUGAUUUCAGAUCCUGUUAGUUUCUAUUCAUUAUUUUCUUAUAGCAAUUAUUUGUGAUAAAUAUACAAAAACAAAAGAAACGCUUUUUCAGAGGGGUAUACAGUAAUUUCGAUCUGAUUUGCACAAGAUAUCGUCAUGAUGUUUGUGCAUCCUUACAC